This is a messenger RNA of Meloidogyne enterolobii, 390 nucleotides long. NCBI's taxonomy places the organism in Eukaryota, Metazoa, Nematoda, Chromadorea, Rhabditida, Meloidogynidae. The record is from the annotation of a GenBank genome assembly.
AUGGAAGGUGUUGAACUUGUCUUGGCUCCCGUGCAUAUCAACAAAAGCCACUGGGCUAUGUCUUUCGCAAGAAUGCAAAAGAAGGAAAUUAUAGUAAUGGACUCUAUAAAUAAUGGACGUGCUGGAAGCACGAAAAAAGACUUUAUGAACAUGCUUUUGAACAUUCUUAUGGAUGCUGCUGAUCAGUUUGCAAUGGAUAUAGGCAAAAGAGAAGACUGGACAUUAAAAGAAUUGCUAGAUGUACCGCAACAACAAAAUGGAAUAGAUUGCGGUAUUUUUUCCCUCUUAUUUGCGUAUUAUGAAGUUGAUGGAAGAUGUAUGGACUUUACUCAAGAACACAUUAGCUAUUUUAGAAGGAAAAUAUGUAGAGAUUUGUUACCAAGCCAAUAG